Messenger RNA from Cherax quadricarinatus, 4164 nucleotides. The record is from RefSeq and is a predicted model, not a curated record. Lineage: Eukaryota; Metazoa; Arthropoda; Malacostraca; Decapoda; Parastacidae.
CAGUAGCAACAGCAUCAGUAACAGCAGCAACAGCAGUAGCAACAGCAUCAGUAACAGCAGCAGCAGCAGCAGUAGCAACAGCUGGGUCUCCAUCAAGCUCCUAACAUCACAGUACAAGUGUCAUAAUACACUAUGGCUGAUCAUCAAGUGUUUAAUGGAUGUAGACUUGUCAAGGCUGUUAAGAUCUGUGCCAGAAAUGUCUUGUAUAAGACAUUUCUCUGGGGAACCCCAGACAAACCUGCCAGUAUGACGCUGGAUCAUUACUUAAAACAUAUAAAUGUUCCAGUAACAUCAAAAACCUUUGAAAAAACACAAAAAGAGAUGAUUAACAAGAGUCCAGAUGGAUCAGAGUUUGAUGUGUCACUGUUGUAUCUUAGCAUCAAACUCGCCUGUAAGCAUGUAGCUCCAUUCAAUGAUGAAAAAUGGUUCACUAAAGGCAACGUAAUGGAGUAUCACAUUACUGCAAUAAAGAACAUGAGGAACAAUGUUCUUCAUGGUCAACUUGCAGUUACUGAUGAAAAAUAUUAUGAAAAUAUAAGAGAACUACGGGAGUUGUUAAAUAGUUGUCUUAAGACAUCUGGAGAGAAGUAUGGGAGAGACCAGGAUGAAGUGAAGCAGGAGGUCACACAGAUGAAUGAUGUCCUGGACCACAUUAUGAAUGAGAUUCUUGGAGAGGAAGACAUACUGAUGUAUGGUGGCGACAAGCUCAAACAUCUUAUGAUUAAUGACAGUCGUGACAAACUUAAGAAGAUCUUCCAAAGUAUCAGCUACGUCAACCCGGUGUCUUUUAUCACUAGUGACUUGAAACUUAAAGUAGACAAAACCUUUAUAGAUAUUGAGGUCAAACAUGGACAACGUGGAGGUCAAGGUCAACAUAUAAGUUAUCAACACCUUCUUAACCUUGCUCAGACUACAGCAGUACCAACUUCUACAAGAAGUGUCUCACAACAACAAGGUACAUCUACUCCCCCACAUAUAAUAUUGGUUGAAGGUGUUGCUGGCAGUGGCAAGACUACUCUAGUGACACUAGUAAUAGAUGAAUGGACUCAGGGAGGUCAAGGUAAUAUUAGUGACUUAGAUAAUUACGAGCUUCUACUGUGGGUACAGUGCCGGGACCCAACAAUGACCUGCUACCAGCAACUCCUGGACAGACUGAUGCCAGAAGUUGCUAUAAAAUUCAAGGAUAUUCUUAAGAAACUGAUGAAGCUUAGCAAGAUCUUAAUUAUAAUUGACGGCCUUGAUGAAGACAAUGAAAGUUCUAGAACACUAGUCCAGAGUCUAUUGCAAGAAUUUAAGUACUGUUCUAAUAUUGCUUUUCUGUGCACUUCACGACCAGAAAAAGUUGAGAACUUUAGGAGAACAAUCCCUGCAGAGUAUACUGUGCAACAUGCAACACUACAUGGUAUAUCUAAGACAAAUGUGGAACAAUUCGUGCGUCUGAACCACCAGGAAAUAACCAAACAAACAGGGAAUAACACAAAUACUGAAGAACUUGUAACAAAGUUGAGGAAGUUAGAAAGACUUCACGAACACUUAAGACUACCAAUGAAUUUGAUUCUCAUGAUAUACAUCUGGGACCAAGAGCCUGACCAGCUAAACUUAACAUCUGUCACUCACACGGAGCUAUAUUAUAAUAUUCAUCAACUGUGUAAACACAAUAUUCUACACUUACAUCUGCCUCAGCUACACCUGCCUCAGGUACACCUGCCUCAGCUAACCUGCCUUAGCUACACCUGCCUCAGCUGCACCUCCCUCAGCUACACCUGCCUCAGCUACACCUGCCUCAGCUACACCUGCCUCAGCUACACCUGCCUUAGCUACACCUGCCUCAGCUGCACUGCCUCAGCUACACCUGCCUCAGCUACACCUGCCUCAGCUACACCUGCCUCAGCUACACCUGCCUCAGCUACACCUGCCUCAUCUACAACUGCCUCACCUGUCAGUGUCAAGGGAGUGUUAGAAAAGAGCAUCAGGUCAGGUGUGGCAGACAUGAACAAGUCCCAGAAUGUUUUGAUACAUGUGGCUGGGCUGUUGCACCUGGUAAUAGACCAGAUCCUGAGACACCUGCACGGGAGGUGGUUCAACUCCUACAAGAGUCUGACUACAGCAGUACCAACUUCUACAAGAAGUGUCUCACAACAACAAGGUACAUCUACUCCCCCACAUAUAAUAUUGGUUGAAGGUGUUGCUGGCAGUGGCAAGACUACUCUAGUGACACUAGUAAUAGAUGAAUGGACUCAGGGAGGUCAAGGUAAUAUUAGUGACUUAGAUAAUUACGAGCUUCUACUGUGGGUACAGUGCCGGGACCCAACAAUGACCUGCUACCAGCAACUCCUGGACAGACUGAUGCCAGAAGUUGCUAUAAAAUUCAAGGAUAUUCUUCAGAAACUGAUGAAGCUUUGCAAGAUCUUAAUUAUAAUUGGGCGCCUUGAUGAAGACAAUGAAAGUUCUAGAACACUAGUCCAGAGUCUAUUGCAAGAAUUUAAGUACUGUUCUAAUAUUGCUUUUCUGUGCACUUCACGACCAGAAAAAGUUGAGAACUUUAGGAGAACAAUCCCUGCAGAGUAUACUGUGCAACAUGCAACACUACAUGGUAUAUCUAAGACAAAUGUGGAACAAUUCGUGCGUCUGAACCACCAGGAAAUAACCAAACAAACAGGGAAUAACACAAAUACUGAAGAACUUGUAACAAAGUUGAGGAAGUUAGAAAGACUUCACGAACACUUAAGACUACCAAUGAAUUUGAUUCUCAUGAUAUACAUCUGGGACCAAGAGCCUGACCAGCUAAACUUAACAUCUGUCACUCACACGGAGCUAUAUUAUAAUAUUCAUCAACUGUGUAAACACAAGUUAAUACACAGACUGAUCAACCAUCAAGAUACAAAGAAUAUGGAUGACAGGAAAUUAAAAGUUAACAUUAACAAUGUUUUGAUAACAAUAUACAAGAUAGCGCUAGAAAGUCUUUCAGUUGAUCAGUUAAACCUUGAGGAAGAAACUGUAGAUAAACUGCUAACUACCUGUGAUGAACUGUGUUUACCUUAUAAAGAAGUGUUGUCAGCGUUCCUUUGUUUGAGACCAACAUGGACGAUGCUGGGGAUCAAGGAGCGCUACACCUGCCUCAGGUACACCUGCCUCAGCUACACCUGCCUUAGCUACACCUGCCUCAGCUGCACCUGCCUCAGCUACACCUGCCUCAGCUACACCUGCCUCAGCUACACCUGCCUCAGCUACACCUGCCUUAGCUACACCUGCCUCAGCUACACCUGCCUCAGCUCACUCACUCGCUCAGCUACACCUGCCUCAGCUACACCUGCCUCAGCUACACCUGCCUCAUCUACAACUGCCUCACCUGUCAGUGUCAAGGGAGUGUUAGAAAAGAGCAUCAGGUCAGGUGUGGCAGACAUGAACAAGUACCAGAAUGUUUUGAUACAUGUGGCUGGGCUGUUGCACCUGGUACUAGACCAGAUCCCUGAGACACCUGCACGGGAGGUGGUUCAACUCCUACAAGAGUCUGGUAUGAGAGACAACGACCAGUGGCUCGAACUCCUUGACAACACUAACAUGUCUCCAGUAAUUGUCAAACAAAUAUCGCACUUACUCAAUACUGAAAAAACAAUUGAAGUAAGUGAUGAACGUGUGAGAAGCUGCGUUGCUCUCCUGCCUCACCUCAGCUCCUGCAAGGUGGAGAUUAACAUCCUGGAUGACCCAGGUGACCUGCCUCACCUGCCUGACCUGCUGGCUGCCCUCACCCACCACCACUGUACACAACUGCUACUGUGGCACCACUACUAUAAUGCUGACACAACCACCACUUCCGACAACUUGCUGGAGCUUCUACAAGAUCGGAGACACCUGGAGGACUUCAUGGGUUGUCUUACUGGUGGAGGAGUGAGACUGUUGGAGGAGUGUAAUAAGCUGAGGGACUUUCACCUGGCUGUGGUGAGUGACUACCAUGCUGGCUGUCUUCUGCCACAACUACACCACACUGUGACCUCCACACUACCUCAACUUAAGCGGCUCAGCCUGGCGGCUUCUGGGACAAUGUAUGUUGAGCUAAUUUGUGGAGUGUUGGCUGGCCUGGCUGCCUUCUGGACAAUGUAUGUUGAGCCAAUAUUACUGGGAGUGUUGGCAGGGCCUGGCUGCCUACUGGACAUUGUAUGUUGA